AUGCGACAGAUGCCACAUGGGUAAGUGUGUCAUGCUCGGAUGCUUACCCAUACGUGUGCGUUUCUAGAUUCAGCGUUUGAUCAAGCCGAAACAGUGUGUCAAUCAACGGGCGGACAUCUUGCAUCCAUUCACAGCGAUGAAGAGAAUGUAUUCGUAUCCAGCUUGACUCACAUGGGCAUUGAAUACAGAAAUGAAAAGCAAUUAACAUGGAUUGGUUUGAGAAAACCAAAUUCACCUGAAAAUAGUACAUGGGCAUGGACCGAUGGAUCUACAGUUGACUACCUUAUGUGGGCUCCUGGAAAACCACAAGAUAUCACAGGCCUUCAGAAUUGUGCUCAGAUGUACACUGAUUCUUUGAGCAGAAAUCCUGCCAGUGAUGGGGAUUUCCGUCAUUGGAAUGAUGUUCAGUGCGCUACAACAAUGCGUGCUUAUGUAUGCAAGCAAGCGGCUCUUCAUUGA
Molecule: messenger RNA, 459 nt
Organism: Haemonchus placei
Lineage: Eukaryota; Metazoa; Nematoda; Chromadorea; Rhabditida; Trichostrongylidae
Source: the annotation of a GenBank genome assembly